AUGGGUGACCAGUUCAGAACAGAUGUAAAACUUACAAUAAAACUAUUUAAUUGUCUGAUAAAACCAAUCCUGUUGUAUGGUAGCGAAGUCUGGGGUGUGGAUAAGAAAAAGAAUCUAAAUGGCGACCCAACUGAAACGGUACAAGUUACAAUUCUGCAAAAUGCUGCUGGGCUGCAGUACACUUAUUUAGUGCCAUACAUUUAUUUAGUGCCAUACACUUAUUUAGUGCCAUACACUUAUUUAGUGCCAUACACUUAUUUAGUACCAUACACUUAUUUAGUGCCAUACACUUAUUUAGUGCCAUACAUUUAUUUAGUGCCAUACGCUUAUUUAGUGCCAUACACUUAUUUAGUGCCAUACGCUUAUUUAGUGCCAUACACUUAAUUAGUGCCGUACACUUAUUUAGUGCCGUACACUUAUUUAGUGCCAUACACUUAUUUAGUGCCAUACACUUAUUUAGUGCCAUACACUUAUUUAGUAAUGCAGUGUGCGGCAGUUUUCCAUACCCGCAAACUCAGAUGUCCUGAUAGUAGUUUCAGUGUCUGGAUUGACGUGGGGCAUCUGAUUUUGUGGGAAUGCAAACCUGUGCUGGCAUACAUUAAAUAUUUAGUGCCCCACAUGAAAUAUUUAGUGCCCCACGUUAAAUAUUUAGUGCCAUUCAUUUAAUAUUUACUGCCAUACAUUAAAUAUUUAGUGCCACACAUUAAAUAUUUAGUGCCACACAUCAAAUAUUUAGUGCCAGACAUCAAAUAUUUAGUGCCACCCCACAUUUAA
Messenger RNA from Actinia tenebrosa (Australian red waratah sea anemone), 774 nucleotides. RefSeq lists its product as uncharacterized. The record is from RefSeq and is a predicted model, not a curated record. Lineage: Eukaryota; Metazoa; Cnidaria; Anthozoa; Actiniaria; Actiniidae.